AACGGCAUCUUCCCCGACUGCGUGCGCCAGAUCAAGCAGCUCGUCGGCCGCCGCUCGCGCCACGGCGACUACGAGUACGAGGUCAAGUGGGCCAAGCAGGACGGCACGUCCAUGGAGGACAACAAGAACCUCUACCUACCCAAGGUCGUCCUCGAGUCCAACGGCUUCUUCAAGCUCAUGAAGGCCAUCGACGACAAGAUCGCCGCCGAGGCCGGCAACGUCAAGCCCCUCACGACGGGCUGCAUCCAGAAGCACCUCGACGACUUCGGCCUCAUGGAGGAGUUCGGCACCUACGGCAAGAUGAAGAACCUCUCCGGCGGCCAGAAGGUCAAGUGCGUCAUCGGCGCGUCCAUGUGGUUCUGCCCCCACCUCGUCAUCCUCGACGAGCCGACGAACUACCUCGACCGCGACUCGCUCGGCGCGCUCUCGCGCGCGAUCAAGGACUUCGAGGGCGGCGUGCUCAUGAUCUCGCACAACGCCGAGUUCUUCGGCGACAUCGCGCCCGAGAUCUGGGAGAUCCCCGGCGACCAGAAGGUCCACAUCUCCGGCGCCGAGUGGAUGGAGGCCGUCCGCGCCCGCGAGCUCGCGGAGCAGAAGAUGAAGAAGAAGGCCGCGCCGACCCAGGAGGAGGACAAGUUCGACGCCCUGGGCAACAAGAUCGAGACCGAGACCAAGGCCGCGGACGUCGACCGCGACAUGAUCAAGCUCAUGACGAAGAAGCUCAAGGGCCUCAAGGAGCGCCUCAAGAAGGGCGACGCGUCCGUCGAGGACGAGAUGUUCGAGCUCGAGGAGAAGCUCGACGCGGCCAACGCGAUGAUGAAGAAGGAGAAGGAGGCCGCCAAGGCCGAGAAGGAGGCCCAGAAGAAGCUCAACAAGAAGGAGAAGGCCCCCGCCGACAAGAAGAAGGCGUCCAAGAAGAAGUAG
This is a messenger RNA of Aureococcus anophagefferens, 924 nucleotides long. RefSeq lists its product as hypothetical. The record is from RefSeq and is a predicted model, not a curated record. NCBI's taxonomy places the organism in Eukaryota, Pelagophyceae, Pelagomonadales, Pelagomonadaceae. The transcript has a single exon. Gene Ontology annotation, molecular function: ATP binding. The annotation marks the transcript as partial.